GUUAAUUACUUCAAUUAAUUGUUUCUUUUGUUUUCACUUCCUAUUCAAGCAUGGCUUACUUUAAAAAAACACAAAACCUGGAUUUCCUACUUUUCUGUUGAAAUCGGCCCUUUGUUUACAUGAACAUUUUUGUAGCUCUUGAAGUCUGCUAUUAAUUCUAUAAAAAUUUCCUUCUUCUUAUGGAUAAACAAUAAUCUCUACAAAUAAACAAAAAUAGACUGAAAAACUUCAAGUAAAUAUUAUUAUUUUUUGUAAUAGGAGGGUACAUAUCUCAGAAAAGACGCUGAGUUUUCUAAAUGGGGAGUUUGAAGUAGAACCAGCAUAUGGUGAAAAAAGAGAAGAAACACUGAGAAUGGCAGGAAUCAAAACAUUCUUCAUUGUGAGAACGAUUGUACCUUACAAUGCUCAAAGUGAUGUGAAAGAUUUCAACAGUGAUAAAGAUUUAGAAGACUUUUUUGAAGAUAAAGAAGUAAGUUUUGAAAAUGGAGUGAUAACACCAGUCGAGGACAAUGGCGGGAGAACAGGAAGAAAAGACUCGGAAGAUUUCAAACAGAGACUUAGGAAAGAUCUCAUGAAUAGAGAUGGACACAGGGAUUUGGUGAAGCAUACGUCAUUUGUAACGAGGUCUUUCAAGGAUAAGCAGAGAGAAUACAACUACACACACAAUACUGAAUCUUUCAGCAGUAUAUCACUGAUAGGCUGCCCUCUAGUCAUCAUACUCACAUCAAUAGCACAGGCAUUCAUACUACCCAAUGACUCAACAAGCAUCAUGUCAGUAGGAAUCAGUUCAUGGUUUCUAAUUAUAAUAACGCUCUUCACAAUAGCUGAGGCCUUUCCAAAUAUCUUUCCCGAACAGCUAUUGUACAUCAGCAAAAUUAUGAAUUAUUCUGUCAUUAUGAGACGUCUUUUAGCCGUUGUGUUCAUACUUGUAAUCAAUUUUGCAAACUUUGUUGAUAUGACUUCGUGUAUAGUAGUGGGGAGCAAUACAUCCAACUGUUCGACAAGUGAUGACCCCGGUGAAGCUUGCUUAUACCCAUCUUAUUUCUCACAUAUGGCAGUACUUGUUCUGAUAGCUGCAGCCCUCCCAUUUCAACUUUCUCAUAUCAUGAAGGCAGCAUUAUUAUUUAUAAUUGUGGAUACGCACACUUUUGGAAACCUUUAUCUAAUAAGGAAGGCUCUUGAUUGUGAAGAUUUAUCUUUUCCAGCUGAUCCAGCAAGGAUUACACCAGGAAAAUACACAGUGUCCGUAAUGCUGGGAAUGAUUUGUAUUGGAUUAAUGGUGUUGAUGAGACAUAUGGAAUGUGCCUCUCGGGUACUCUUCCUAUGGAAGACAGAAGCUGAGGAACAGCGUGAACGAGCCAGUGAUAUGGGCAGAAGAAAUGAGGCCCUAGUGUAUAAUAUACUACCACCUCAUGUUGCCGUUCACUUCUUAGGCAGCAGAAAGCGUCAGCAUGAGGAGUUGUAUUCUCAGAGCUAUGCAGAAGUUGGAGUAUUAUUCGCUUCAAUGCCUAAUUUCUCAGAUUUCUAUUCGGAAGAAACUGUUAAUAAUCAAGGACUUGAAUGUUUGAGGUUUUUAAAUGAAGUCAUUUCAGACUUUGAUGCAUUACUUGAACUUCCUAAGUUUCAAGAUAUUAUAAAAAUAAAAACCAUUGGUUCAACUUACAUGGCUGCAAGCGGUCUCAAUCCAACAAGAGUUGUUAAGCCUGAUGAUCCAACAGAGGUGCGAUGGGCCCAUCUAGCUCUCUUAGUAGAUUUUGCUUUAGAAUUAAAAAAAGCAUUACAAAGCAUAAAUGAACAGAGUUUCAACCACUUCGUCUUAAAAAUGGGUAUAAACCAUGGGCCUAUAACUGCUGGAGUCAUUGGUGCCAGGAAACCUCAUUAUGAUAUUUGGGGAAACACAGUCAAUGUAGCUUCUCGGAUGGAGAGCACAGGAAAAGCAGGGUGUAUCCAGGUGACUGCUGAAACAUGUGAAAUACUGCAGUCCUUUGGAUAUACAUUUGAACAAAGAGGCCUGGUUGCUGUAAAAGGUAAAGGCCAGCUGAUGACAUAUUACCUGAUAGGUAAAGGCGGAGGAGGAGGUGUAUUCACUCCUCAGGCCUCACCCCAACCAGGAGGAGAGAGGAUCAUGGAGACCGUGAAAGAAGAGGAAGAAGAAGAGGAGGCCCAAGCUGCCGCCGAUUCCGACCAAACAGCUCUUCUCAACAACGUCAGCAUCAAGCCAAUCAGUGGUUUGGUCGAUGCUUGAGGCAAUUAUUCUCAUAACACUCUAGUCUAGUCGAUGGCUGUCGAUAUGAAUGUUAUACCGAAGUUAUGCCAUGGUGGCCUACAUCGGAAAUGAUAAUUUAUUAAGUACAAAAGUGUAUUUAUUAUAAGUGAGCGUUUCACUAAAAGCUCAUGAUGAGUGUGUUGCGGUGAUAUUUAAUCGAAUUAGUAAAAUGUCAUUUUAUACAUUUAAAAAAAUUAAAAAACAUUAAAAAAAAAAAGAGAAAAAAAAGUUAGAUAUACUGUUAGACGUCAAUUUUUAAUGAAAUUCACUAUACGUCUCUGUUGGAGGAGCAACUUGGUUGUGUGACUAAUUGUGAAAAGAUAUAAAAUAGCUUUCAUCAAAAUUAUAGAGCUCUUCAAGUCCAGAUUAUGUAAAUAAUUUUAUGCAAACAUAUUAACUACUUAUUGGCCAUAGUAACAAUUGU
This is a messenger RNA of Nezara viridula (southern green stink bug), 2690 nucleotides long. NCBI's taxonomy places the organism in Eukaryota, Metazoa, Arthropoda, Insecta, Hemiptera, Pentatomidae. The record is from the annotation of a GenBank genome assembly.